UUUGGUUGGGUUACCAUGGUUCUUGCUGACGAAUUAGCCCCUGCAACCUGGCAAGAACAUCCCCGUAUUGCGGUUACUACAGUUACUGGCGGGGGAGGGGCGGGGUUUAGAGGAAGCGGAAGUGCCGGUGCAAGCGGAAGUGGUACUGCCCUGAAGAUCCCGAAGAGCAAGACGGAGGACAGAGAAAGAGACUCCCAACGUCCAGAAAUAAAAGCAGAAAUAAAAGCGCAUUAAAUAUGAGUUCCACUGCGUGUGACCUGCCUCACGACACCUGAACGUGUCGCGGCUGGGGUAUUGGGGUUUAACAUGAACACAAAGGGCGGUAAUACCGUGUCUGAGGGAGGGGAGGGAAGAGGUGUCUAUUGUGGUUUGGGCUCGGAGCAAGCACUUAGGCCGUGCAGUGAAUAUCACAGCCAGGAGCGGUUCCUGAAAUUGAUUAAACCGGGAGAGCCGGGCGAUAUUACAACGAGAAGUCAUACUGGUUUGGAAUCUGAGCUCCAGGUGUUUCUAACUUCUGAGAUGGAUAAGAGUGAUCUGGUACAGAAAGCUAAGCUGGCCGAGCAGGCAGAGCGCUAUGAUGACAUGGCUGCUGCCAUGAAGGCAGUGACUGAACAGGGGCACGAGCUCUCCAACGAGGAGAGGAACCUGCUGUCCGUCGCCUACAAGAACGUGGUGGGAGCCCGCCGCUCCUCCUGGAGAGUCAUCUCCAGCAUUGAACAAAAAACCGAGGGCAACGAGAAGAAACAGCAGAUGGCCCGCGAGUACCGUGAGAAGAUCGAGGCUGAGCUGCAGGAUAUCUGCAACGAUGUGCUGGGUCUUCUUGACAAGUACCUCAUUGCCAAUGCUACCCAGGCAGAAAGCAAGGUUUUCUACCUGAAAAUGAAAGGGGAUUAUUACAGAUAUCUCUCUGAGGUGGCCUCCGGGGAUUUGAAGAAGACCACAGUUGAGAAUUCUCAGCAGGCUUACCAGGAGGCCUUCGAGAUCAGCAAGAAGGAGAUGCAGCCCACACACCCGAUCCGACUCGGGCUGGCUCUCAACUUCUCCGUGUUCUACUAUGAAAUCCUCAACUCUCCUGAGCAGGCCUGCAGCUUGGCAAAGACUGCUUUUGAUGAAGCAAUUGCUGAACUGGAUACCUUGAAUGAGGAUUCGUACAAAGACAGCACCCUGAUCAUGCAGCUACUAAGGGACAACCUCACUCUGUGGACAUCAGAAAACCAGGGAGAUGAAGGGGAUGCUGGCGAAGGAGAGAACUAAUGGGUGCCACGCUUCACUGUCUAUCCACUCCCACUCUUUAUCUUACACACAUCCAGCCCAUCCUCUGCUCCACCAGGAUCUUUCCCCUUCUGUAUGACAAGCAGCAUGAAUUGUACCUGACCUAUCAACUGUACCCUUCUCAGAUCCCUCACUGGUUACAGGGUGACAACUCCAGUUGUUAGCAGGCUCACAUCAUCUUUUUGUUUUGUUUGUAAAUUACACCAGGUCUUUACGUUGAGGCUUUUUUCUGUUUUAAUUUUUUUUUUUUUUUCAUUUAUUUUCUUUUGGAAGAACCUAGCAAGUUUGGCUUUAUAGUGUUCAUCAAUUAUUAUUAUUAUUAUUAUUAUUUUUUUUUUGUUACAUCAGUUUUUAUAGUGUAAAAUGUCGUGGCAUUUGCAGGUUUUAUUGGAAGGUUAUUAAACAGCAGGUUUAUUUUCACCAAACACUGUGAUGCUUAGUUUUGUAUUUUUAGUUUUUAUUCUUUUGUCUUUUUUUCUUUUUUUUUUGGUUGUAAAUCCCUUCUGGUUUAUAAAAUGCAUGUAUGGUUCUGUACUUGGGUAGCAGUACAGAGUACAAUUCUGCUGUCAGCGCAUACAGAACGGUUUAAAAGGCUGUAUUGUGACACUGAGAAAUGUGCAGAUUGCUGAGUGCUCAUGUUCUCAAUUUGAUUUGACAUGUUUUACAAAACGGGGGACCCCAGGUUUUGUCAUUCUGGAUGUGACAGUCUAUAAAACACCCCAUCAAGGCAUGAACAUCACAAAGAGUAACUUUUUAAAGGCGCUGUGGAGCAUGUGCUGAGCGACCUGUCAGGGUACAUGGAAUUCAAUUAAAGCUGCUGUCACCAGUGAAGUAAACAAGCUGCUCUUGUUGUUUUCUUCAUUUUUAUUUUUACCCUUGAUCUUUUUGGAUGAGAUUAUUAGUUGUGGUUUUCAGUGAUAGCAAUUAUGAAAAGUACAUUUAAAUGAUUUAAAUAAGUCUUAUACAGUAACAUUGUGAAGCUGCUUGCGUUUAGUAACAGUAUAACCGUUUAACUAAUUCCAGCCAUGCUUUAUUUGAAACACACUGUUAAAGGCCUUAUCCUGACAGCCUGAACGGACUAAAAUGAGUUUGGAUUCUUAAAAAGCUGAGUUAACCUGAUUGCUAGGAAAGUGUCCCCUUUUUUAUUUGUAUUUUUUAUUUUUUUUGUAAUUGGAUUCCUAGUGCAAGUCGGUUGCUAGACUGGUGUGGUCUCGAACAAAGACUAUUUAUUUGAAUCCUGAACAGGCAAGAAAUGGGCAAACCUCUUUGACCACUGACUUGAACAUGUGUUGAGUUUGGAAUAGAAAGUCUUGAAAAACAAGGCAGUGAGCAUUUCUUUAGUAAUACCGUACCUGUCUGCUCCAAGUAAAGGGUUAAAAUGGAUCUUUAACAUCCUGUUGAACUUGAAAAGUUUAAAUAUUUAGUGUCACAAUACCAUGCCACCUCCAUAACAUUCCACUUAGAUGUAGAAUUCAUGUGUCCGUCAGUCUCGUCUGCUGAAGACGAUGUUUCAUGCACUGAAUAAAAUCUCCCUUCUAGCUGAACAAAUGGCAGUUCAUAUUCUAUGCUUGAUAAAUGCAGUAGUGAAUGUGGGACGGAGCCUGUCUGUAUAUCUGGUAGCUCUUUUUGCUUUGUUUUUACUGACCAGUAUUCUGCCUAAAUUUUGCUUCUGUGACGGUUUUAUCGGCUAGCGCGCACGUGGUUGUGAAAAUAGUUUAGCUGAAAAAAAAAAAUUGAAAAACAACUACAAAAAAAAAAAAAAUUUCAAUACCUGGUUAUUGACGUAAUACUAGAUUUGUGUAUGUCUUUUAAAACCGUUCUAGUUUCACCUUACAUGUAAAUCAGGAAAGUGUAAAAGACAAUUCAAAGUGAAAUAAAAUUUUAUCAGUUCAGAA
Molecule: messenger RNA, 3167 nt
Organism: Acipenser ruthenus (sterlet)
Lineage: Eukaryota; Metazoa; Chordata; Actinopteri; Acipenseriformes; Acipenseridae
Product: 14-3-3 protein beta/alpha-1
Biological process (GO): signal transduction
Cellular component (GO): cytoplasm
Source: RefSeq, a predicted model, not a curated record